Molecule: messenger RNA, 608 nt
Organism: Limulus polyphemus (Atlantic horseshoe crab)
Lineage: Eukaryota; Metazoa; Arthropoda; Merostomata; Xiphosura; Limulidae
Exons: 9
Molecular function (GO): odorant binding
Source: RefSeq, a predicted model, not a curated record
CAAAUCAACUGGGGAGAGUGCCCUCAGCUAGAACCAACACAAGAGGAGAAGUCAAAAAAGCAAACGGUGAUUGCUAACUGUCUGAAGGAGAAUCCUCCACCGAAGCCUGAAGAUGAGCCUAGUCCAGAAGUGUUGGAAAAACAUCAUGCCGAUAUCACCACGUGUGCUCUGAAAACGGAAGGAUGGUUUGAUGACAACAAUAAAUACAAGUUUGACAGAGCCAAGACUGAGAUCGAGCAGAAGGCACUGAAUCCUGAGAUCACGGAAAAAAUUAAAGGAAAACAUGAAGAAUGUAAAGGCGAAGCUGAGGAAAGAUUCGCUGACGAUUUUAUUUCUCAGGUCAAACUCUACCAGGCCUGUAUGGAUCAGAACAUCUCCACGAUUUGUGGUAUCCAAAUCGUUGCUCCUCCUCAAGCUUAAGGUUCGGACAAUGUAUGGCCUCGAAGUUGAGAAUUCCUCCAGGCUAUCAAGCUAGUAAUUGGGAAGAGAGAGACAGAGUAUACGAUCGUCUUGAACCUUUUGUAAAUGUCUGUGUAUUUUAUUAGUUGCCUGAGGAUUCUUCAAGGUUUAUUUCUGCCCCUUUGUUUAAUAAACUCGUAUUUCUUUCA